This is a messenger RNA of Tremella mesenterica DSM 1558, 3087 nucleotides long. RefSeq lists its product as uncharacterized. The transcript is spliced from 13 exons. Gene Ontology annotation, biological process: cytoskeleton organization. The coding region runs from base 1 to 3087 and encodes 1028 amino acids. Gene Ontology annotation, cellular component: cytosol. NCBI's taxonomy places the organism in Eukaryota, Fungi, Basidiomycota, Tremellomycetes, Tremellales, Tremellaceae. The record is from RefSeq and is a predicted model, not a curated record.
AUGUGGAGACCAUCAAGACAAAGUAGAGAUCCAUUAGAUGAAAUUCAAGGUGGUCAACGUAUAUCCUUACCUACUUCUUCUACACCCGCCCCACCCGUUCUUACCCUACGAGCAAGAUCCGCCCCUGUCUUACUUCGUCAAAGAUCUGGUCUCACACAAGGUGAUAUAAGACCUCCUGAGAAUGUACAAGGUCAAAGGGUUUUGGGAAAUGGGGAAGGAGUUUUCGCACCGGAUAGUAUCACUUUAGGACAGUUGAAAGCUCAUACGGCUGCUAUGCCACAGAAGCAGAAGGUGACUUGGACAGAAGCCACCGCGGCAGAGCGGAGAUCGUAUAUCGAAAGACAGUUGGAAUAUCUUGAAUCACCUCUUGAUGAGAUGCGUGGUUUUGCAGGAUGGGGUCUUCAGUAUUUAUUACUUGGAAACUUCACUGAGACGCCAACCCCGGAAUUGCAAUUACAUUGGAUCAUGCAGAAUGCCAAGAUGAUCAGAGAUGCAGAUGGGGUAGUCCUUCUCGUUACCAGUUUAAGGGAUGCGAGCAAACGAUAUAACGCCUGUCGAGCACAACUAGGCAGAGCCGCUGAAGAUCGGCACGAAUAUACAGAAGAAUUACGACGAUUAAUGACUUUGUUGUAUUUUAUUGUGGAGGUUUUCCGCACCGACGAAACUUUUGGAGAUGAAUUGAUGUCUAUGAGUCCUUGCUUGCUUUUGGUCCUGUUCGAUAUGUUAGCCGGUUUGAAAGAAAGGCCGCCAGGCGGUUAUCCUUUCAAGAAACUUCUUCUCCUACUUUGGAAAACCCUUCUCGCCUGUUUGGGAGGAAUGAACGACGCCACCAAAGCUCAUGCUCUCACACGUGAACUCGCUGGCCUUGGACCUGAAAUCAAGCAUUUCACCAAAGCCACUCCCAUCGACAUUUCUUCAUUCCGACAAGAUACAUCUAUAAAAUAUCCCACUUUUUCACCUUCACCAUCAUUCUCCAUUCCCGUCUCAAAUGAAAGAUUAGCAGAAGGUAUCAAACCUCUUCCCUCUCGACCAAACUAUUAUUCAACAGAAAUACCAGCUCCUUCUAAACCUCCUCCUGAAUCUGUAGCUCAACCACCACCCCAACCCACCCAACCUAUGCCAGGUACACCAGCUCCAUCACCUCCUCCCAGUCCAAUCCCAAUGAAACCUAAAAAACAACAAUUUCAAACUGAUCCGAAUAAACCUUUCGUUUUUCCCUUCUCGCGAUUAAGUCUGAAUGGUCCGGGCAGUUUGGUACCUUAUGCUAUUGACGAGGCAGAUAAAUUGUAUCAUAAACAUGCGUAUGUGAGUUUAGGAUUGUAUCAAAUGUGGACGGAGAGGGAAGAGUAUAUACGUGAGGAACGAGGGUUAGGACAGAAAGGGUUAUUGGGGUUGAGUUUUGAAGAUGAGGAAGAGGAUGAAGAGGCGGAAGAAGCUAUGAGGAGGGAAUGGAAAUAUGAAGAAGAAGAGGAAGAAGCAAAAGAAAGAGGAGAUAAAGAGGGUAUGAGAAUAGCUAAAGAGAAGAAGUUGGCGAGUAAAAGGUUACAUCGGGUUGAAGUUCUUUAUAAAGGAAUCUUACCAAACAUGCAAAAUUGCGUCAUAGCGAUUCUCAAGAUCUUACUUGCCAACGUCACAGGCCCAGGGAUGCAACAAGUACAGAUGAGUUUACAAGGUGCUACUUCACCUACAAACGAACAACCUCCUCAAUUACCUCCCCCUUACAACCCUUCCCCAGAGGCUAUAGACUUAGCACGUUCGAGUGAAGUCGUAUCUAAGGCCAUCUCUGCUAUUUUGAUCUUACUUUUGAAAUGGUUCAAAGCGUCUCAUUGUUUGAAAGCGCAUUAUUUCGCUCAACUAUUGUUCGACUCGAAUUGUCUGUUACUGGUUCUUAAAAUGUUGCCACCGAUUUUUACACAUUUAGGAGAACAAGAAGUGGAAUUGAUCACGGAAUAUUCUUGGAGGAAUUUCUUCGCCGCUAUCAAUUUUCUGAAAGUUUUGCAGAAGAUGACGAAACAUCGAUCUCAUAGGACUUUUAUGUUGAAUCAGUAUAAAGUUUCUGGAAUACUGAAAAGGAUGUUACGAAUACAACAACCUAUGAUGCAACUUCAAACACUCAAACUGAUCAAAAGUCAAAUGCCAUGGUGUGGUCGUAAAUGGCGACAAAGUGAGUUCUCGCAUUAUACCAUUUAUCCUUGUCUGAUACUGCUUGACAACAUGAAAGUCAUCACUUCCAUCUACCUAAACUGUCGUCCUGAUCUCCGUGACGAUUGGCUAUCAGGACAAGAUCACGAAAGUGAACUCGAAGGUGCUUUACCACAAGAAUCAGCUCUUCGAUCAUUAGUAGCAUUUUAUAACAAAAGACAUUAUUUAAUAUCUUCCAUACCUCUUCCUUCUCCUGAUCCAGCACAUAGACGAUCAGAUUCCACAUCAGCCGUCAUGUUGGAAGAUCCAGCAUUACAACCUCAUAAACCUCGAGCAUUAUCACAUUCAUCAAAUGAUGAUGUUUUCCCACCUAGAAAGAUUGGAUAUGAUCUAGGAUUGUUAUAUGAUCCAGAUGGUAUGAUCGAUUUUUGGUUGCAUGAAUAUGAAGAUGUUCUCGGGGAAGUAUUUGGAGGUGAAUGGGAAGAAGAUUGGGUGGCUGAUAGAGGUUUAGGUGGUGGGAUGGUUUGGGAUAAAUUAGGUGAAAUUAUGCGUGCUAAAGGUGGAAGAGAAGAUGAGAUUAGUGAUUCUGAAAGUGUUGUUUCGGUUGGAGAAUUGGGUGAAGGAGCGAGGAUGGGAGUUGGAGGGAUAGAAGGAGGUUUGUUUGUGAGGCGAGAAGAAGUUGAGAAUAAGAAUACAUGGGAGCAUAUGUCACCAGCAGCUCUUGCACUUUUACCACGUUCACCACAAGAAAGACGUCGUUCAUCAGGAGCCAACCAUAAUUCACCACUUCGGACCGUUCACGUAGGAGGUCCAUUGGAUAAUUCUCCUUUUGAUGAAGACGAUGAUAGAGAACCAGGUCCUAUGCCUUUGAAUAGAGGAACGAAGGAUGAAGAGGAUAGAGAUUAUAAAGCUGUUGAUGAGGUCGAAUGGGUGUUUGGGGAGUGA